Messenger RNA from Gregarina niphandrodes, 180 nucleotides. Its product is annotated as Pol polyprotein. The record is from RefSeq and is a predicted model, not a curated record. NCBI's taxonomy places the organism in Eukaryota, Apicomplexa, Conoidasida, Eugregarinorida, Gregarinidae. The transcript has a single exon. The annotation marks the transcript as partial.
AUGCCCUUCGGACUCAUCAACGCUCCAGCCACGUUCCAACGGAUGACGACCAAACUCCUCGAAGACCGCCUAGGGAGCGGGUGUCUCGUUUACAUUGACGAUAUCGUAAUUUACGGUAGCUCGUGGCCGUCACUCAUGAGCAACGUCGAAUGGGUACUCCAGAGACUGCGCGAUCGCGAA